Molecule: messenger RNA, 3535 nt
Organism: Drosophila mojavensis
Lineage: Eukaryota; Metazoa; Arthropoda; Insecta; Diptera; Drosophilidae
Gene: Lpin
Product: phosphatidate phosphatase LPIN3
Exons: 11
Coding region: 1-3234 (1077 amino acids)
Biological process (GO): cellular response to insulin stimulus; fatty acid catabolic process; triglyceride biosynthetic process
Cellular component (GO): nucleus
Molecular function (GO): transcription coactivator activity; phosphatidate phosphatase activity
Source: RefSeq, a predicted model, not a curated record
AUGAACAGUUUGGCGCGCGUUUUUAGCAAUUUGCAAGACUUUUACAAUGACAUCAAUGCGGCCACACUGACUGGAGCCAUCGAUGUGAUCGCCGUAGAGCAGCCCGAUGGCGAAUUCGUCUGUUCGCCCUUCCACGUGCGCUUCGGCAAGCUGGGCGUGCUGCGCAGUCGAGAGAAGGUGGUGGACAUUGAAAUCAAUGGCGUGCCCGUUGAUAUACAAAUGAAAUUGGGCGAUUCGGGUGAGGCGUUCUUUGUGGAGGAAUGCCUGGAGGAUGACGAUGAUGAGUUGCCCGCCAAUCUAGCCACUUCACCCAUACCAAAGAGCUUUCUGCAAUCUCUGAACAACAAGAGCAUAGAUACACUGGAGGAUAUGCGCACAACUGACAAAACCGCUAGCGAUGAUUUGCAAAUACCGUUGCCGAUGCCGCGUCGCAACUCAAUUGAUCUCUCCAAAGAGGAGCCAAAGGAAAUUGCCACCGAGGGCAGUAAGAAAUUCGAGAAUCAGGCCUCCGACUAUACGCACCGCAGGCACACAGACAACAUGUUGGAGCGGCGUAAAUUGAAUGAAUCACUCAAGGAGUAUACCACUCAAAAGAUGCGCGAGGAGUGGGCCGAGCAUGAGGAGCUAUUCCAGGAGAAAAAGCAGCCCGAAAAGCUAGAGAAAUCGUCGGAUAUAAAACCCGAAUCUGAAGCGGGAACCAAAGUGGAACCACAACCAGAAAGCCUUGAAAAGACACAGGUAAUAUCCCAACCCGAAGCAAAGGAAGUUCAAACACCUCCAUCCGCCAAACCGGAGGUGUUGAUAGCAACACCCACAAGCACAACUGCAGAGGCAUCCACAACCGUCUCCAAUGAUGCCAACAAAGAUGAUGCCAAAAACAAGACGAAGAAGCGACGCAAGAAGUCGCAAAUGAAGAAGAAGAACACACAACGCAAGACAUCAUCGAGCAGCUCUGCGGGCAGCGCCGCUGGCGGCGAGACGACCAAUGCAGACGCCAACUCUAUCAACUCGAUGCUGGUCAGCAACAUUGAUGAGACGGAUGUGGUGGCUCUGAAAGCCAAUGCGAACACCAAUUCCUCCUCCAAUGAUGAGCAGGCAUCGGCAGCACUCCUAACCGCACACACGGGCAAUGAUAGUCCGUUAAGCGAACUGAACCAUGCUGCCACGCCCACGAAUUCGAUGCGCCAUGAUCUGGACAUACAUUUCUUCAGCGACACAGAAAUAACCACACCAACGGGCAUCGGGGCCGCUGGCGCUGGCCGGAACGCGGGCCGACCAUCGACGCCAAUCCAAAGUGACAGCGAACUCGAGACCACAAUGCGAGAGAAACGUCAUCUGGACGUUGAGAACAGCACGUUGUGGAAAUGGGGGGAACUGCCCACACCGGAGCAGGCCAAGGGAGCAGCCAAUGGUGCAGAUGCCCAGCAGAGCGAACGGCAUUGGAUGAUAAGCAAUAUGUUUAGCUUUAUGCGUCGGGCGAAUCGUUUGCGCAAGGAGGGCGCCACAGAGGCGGGCGAUAUCUAUCUAUCUGAUCUGGAAGUGGGCAGCAUGGAUCCAGAGAUGGCAGCUCUUUACUUUCCCAGCCCCAAGCCCAAGGAGACGGAUCGCGAGAGUGGCAAUGGCACUAGUCUGCCCCAUUCACCCAGUUCACUGGAGGAGAAUCAGAAGAGCUUGGAUUCGGACUUUGAUGAGACCCACAACAAACAGCUCGCACCACAUGGCAAGAAAUAUUUGGACUUCGUGGCCAUGUCCAUGUGCGGCAUGCAGGAGAAUGGUGCACCACCCAAGGAUGACGAUUUCGAUAGACAGCUGGUCACCUAUGCUGAUGUAUGCAAAAAUCCAAAUAUGUUCGCAUCACCAAAUCUAGUUGUACGUCUGAAUGGCAAAUACUAUACGUGGACGGCUGCAUGUCCCAUUGUAAUGACAAUGAUAACAUUCCAGAAGCAACUAACUGAUGAUGCCAUAGAACAGCUGAUCUCGCCUUCGGCCCAAGCAGCGGAUGAUGACAAGCCGGAAGCGUCGCACCAAACGGAACAUCCUGGUCAAACCAAGCGUUCCUGGUGGAGCUGGCGUAGAUCUCAAGAUGCGGUGCCUAAUCAGGCGAAAAUUCAUAAGAAUGAUUCAAUAUCUAAGGAUGAGAAGGAUGGCGAUCAAGCAGCUGUCAGCACACAAACAUCGCGGCCCAAUUCUCCAGACUUGAGCGAUCCAACGCUCAGCAAGACCGAUUCCUUGGUAAAUCCCGAAAAUACAUCUACCCAAGUGGAUAAUCUGGAGGAACUGACCAUGGGCUCAAAUAAGAGCGAUGAGACAAAGGAGCGAUACAAGAAAACUUUGCGUCUCAGCUCGUCGGCUAUUAAAAAACUAAAUCUUAAGGAGGGCAUAAAUGAAAUCGAGUUCAGUGUAACGACCGCUUAUCAAGGCACAACGCGCUGCAAGUGCUAUUUGUUCCGCUGGAAGCAUAAUGAUAAGGUCGUCAUAUCGGACAUCGAUGGCACGAUUACGAAAUCAGAUGUUUUGGGACACAUAUUGCCCAUGGUUGGCAAGGAUUGGGCGCAGCUGGGCGUUGCUCAGCUCUUUUCAAAAAUUGAACAGAAUGGCUACAAGUUGCUGUACCUAUCGGCACGCGCCAUUGGCCAAUCACGCGUGACACGUGAAUAUUUGAGAUCGAUCAGGCAGGGGAAUGUAAUGCUGCCCGAAGGCCCAUUGCUCUUGAAUCCCACUUCAUUGAUUUCCGCCUUUCAUCGGGAAGUCAUUGAAAAGAAACCGGAACAAUUUAAGAUCGCUUGUCUAUCGGACAUUCGCGAUCUAUUCCCGAAGAAGGAUCCCUUCUAUGCGGGCUAUGGCAAUCGUAUUAAUGAUGUGUGGGCCUAUCGAGCUGUUGGUAUACCCAUUAUGCGUAUAUUUACGAUCAACACGAAGGGUGAGCUGAAACACGAAUUGACCCAAACAUUCCAGUCAUCUGGCUACAUCAAUCAGUCGCUCGAGGUCGAUGAAUACUUUCCCCUGUUGACGCAAAACGAUGAAUACGAAUAUCGCACCGAUACGUUCGAGGAUGAGGAAUUGUCUGAUGAGCUACAAUACACCACCGAUAAUGAUGAUGAUGAUGAUGAUAAUAAUGAUGACGACGUUGACGUUGAUGAAGCUGAUGAUCAGGAUAUGAGCCUCAUAAUGGGCGACAGACAUGGUGCCAAAAAUGAGAUAUUACUAGAAUCGCCAACAAAAUGGCUAAAUUAACCUAACCCAUGACUAAGUCAAAAAUAUGGGAAUUAUCCUAAAUUUGUGAUAUUCAAAUAUUUUUAGUUAUUAAGUUUCUAUAAUUAGCUUUAUAGCGGGGAGCAAAACUUUGAUAGCUUUAACUCCCCGUUAUUAUUAUUAUUAUUAGUGAUAAGUUAACAACCCACACGAAGUAUGCCUAGUCUUAAAAGCUGGCGAACAAUUAGAAUUAGAUCGUAAGGAUUAUAGUUUUAGUUGUUUUCUUAUUUACUUUCUAAGUUUUAUACACAAAUAAAAUGUGUGCAUACUCUUUGGCUGUUUA